This is a messenger RNA of Vitrella brassicaformis, 3354 nucleotides long. The record is from the annotation of a GenBank genome assembly. NCBI's taxonomy places the organism in Eukaryota, Vitrellaceae.
GCUCUGGACAUCUUUGGGUCGGUUUUCCGCAACUAUAAACAGUGUUAGGUGAGUCAGAUGAAGGGGUUCUCUGCAAAAAUCAAAAGCCUUAACGCCGAUCUACCCGUGAACACAAUAAAGUGGACACCAACGAGGAAUAGCCAUCCAACAGCUACUAUUAUCGAUGGACCGCCCCCCACACGCGAGGCCGCCCCGCUCACAGCGAAAUCAGGAUACCACAUCCGCCUAUCCACGUACUCACGAUACUUGUCAUCACCAUCGUCACCACCUGUGUCGACGCGCACACGCGAUGCGCCCGUGUCGACCCCCUGCUGCACGAUGGCGGCGGCGAUGUGCAUGCUGAUGUUGCGGAUGCCCGUGAGGCUCGGGUACACGGUGCCGUGCGCCAGUUCAUCGUCCGUCACCAUCGAUGCAAGCGUCCGUGCGGCCAGAGCAAACACCGAGUCGGGGAUGGUGCGCAGCUUGGCAGAAAUGGCACCUGCAUGACAGACAGACAGACAGGCAGGCACAUGGGGGCAAAUGAGGGCACAUGAGGGCACGAAGGAAUGUGUUGCAUUCACUGAGAAGUAAGUGGUACCUAGGCCAACGCCAGGAAAGACGUAGAGGUUGUUGCCUUGUCCAGGAACCUGUGUGCCACCUACACAGACACGGAGACACAGUGUUGUGCAUCAUGCGGCUGGUUGGCCGGCUCACCGAUGCCGAGUGGCCCUAUGGGGACGGGGGCGAAAGGGCUACCGCUGGCGAAGAUCGUUGAGCUGCCGCCCCACUUGUACGCUGACACACAGCAUCCCUGGCCUUCCUGCAUUGUCUGUCUCUCUGUGUGUGUGCUACCUACCCUCUUCAGCGGUGCAUUCGGACUUGGAUGUCGGGUUUGAAAGAGCGAAGAUGAUCGGCGACUUGCACUGGCUACGCAUCGCCUGCAGACAUGUACAAGAUACAUGAGAGACAAAACUGACACACGGGCUUCUCGUCUGCUCUGUGUGUUGACCUGACCUUGAUGAUUUUCUCAGUGAAGGCGCCGCCCUUUCCACUCAGACCCAGGAGCAUGGUGGGCCUCGCAGCCUUGACCACUGAGAAGCAGACAGGCAAUAAUCGGUGGGGUGUGUUGUGUGCUGAUGGAUGUUGUCCAUCUUUCUCACCCACCUUCGAGGAGUGUGGGCAGCGGCGGGUCGUCUCGCGCGAAUCUCAGCUUGUGUGACUGCAUCGCGCCGCUCCUCUGGGUCGUCACCAGUCCUGAAUGUACACACACGGUCGACCGGUGGAUCGACACAUCACAUAUGUAUAUCUAACAUACUCAUAACUCGGUGGCUGACCUUUUGAGUCGACGAGCCAGAAUUUGUCUUUGGCUUCCGAGUGUGACAUGCCCUUGUCCACCAUGUCCUCCAAUAUCAUGUCGGCAAUGCCCACCGCCGCCGCACCCGCACCGUAGAAGACGAUGGUCUGGUUGGCCCACUCGGACUGCGUGAUGCGCAUGGCGCCCAGAAGGCCCGCCAGAAUGACCGUCCCUGUGCCCUGGAUGUCGUCAUUGAACGACAGCAGCUCAUCCCUGAUACACACGAGGUCGCCGUACACGUUUGUAUGUGACCGGAGGGCACAUCGGUUCACCUGUAUUUGCUGAGGAUGGGGAAGGCGUGGUCGUUGGAAAAGUCCUCCCAUUGCACAAGGGCCGCCGGCCAUCGCCGCCGCACAGCUGACAAACAGACAGACAGACAGACAGUUGAAAAGGUCGGUCGGAAGUGUGCCUGCCUGGCUGUGAUUGGUCUGCUCACCGCUGACGAACUCAUCGACGAUGGCGUCGUAUGCGUCGCCCUGCAGCCGUGGGUGCUUCUCGCCAAUGUACAGCGGAUCCAUCAGCAGCUGCUCGUUGUUGGUGCCCACGUCCAACAUGACUGAUGGGAGUAGCGACACAGAAUGGAUCGGUGUACACACGUUUUCGUGGGGCAGGUGGCUCACUUGGCAGGACCUUGGACGGGUGUAUUCCCGCGGCCGCCACGUACAGCGACAGCUUCCCGAUCGCUAUGCCCAUGCCGCUGAAGCAAUGCACACAGAACACACAUCACUAUUUCACGGACCCACUUAUUAUUGUCUCUUUGUCGCCUCACUUGGCGCCGAGGUCCCCAAGGCCGAGUAUCCGACUGCCAUCUGACAGACACGGACGCGCGCAAUCGACCAGCAACGAUCCCUUUUUGCACGUGUUCGUCGUUCCUUCCUCACCCGUCACGACGAUGAUUUCGACAUUCUUCUGCGGCCACUGCCUCAACACCUCAUAGAAACGACCCUGCAAACAGCAAAGGAGGCCGAAAAGAGCACCUCAGGUGAAUCGCAUGGACACAGCGAGUUGCCAAUCAGUGUACCCUGAGAGAGGUGGACAGGAAGAUGCCCCGCGGCUGCCGAUAAAUGCGGGAAAAGUUCUGAAUGCACAAACGCAGACAGACAGAAUCGAGUGCAUCCCAAAACGCCGACGCUCACGCAUACUGACCUGGCAUGCGAUACCGACUGUGGGUGUGUACACGAUGGGCAUCAUGUCGACCACAUUCUCCACCAGCAGGCGGAAGUAGAGCACCUCUGACCUGUCGUGGAUGGACUCCAGAUACAAAUACCGGUCGAAGUCACUCGUCUGCCGCUCGUAGCCAUCCUGCACACAUACACACAGCAACACAGGGCACACAGGCAGGAAGCUUCAUUGCAAUGUACGAGGGCGUGUGCAUGUUGUCCUCCGUACCAUCAGCCUUAUGAUCUGCUGAUCCAUUGUUUCGCUGCACAGACAAGUACAGAGCCAGCAACGAGUGGCUGCAAUGAUAGUGACAGGUGUCUACGUCACGUACAUGGCUGGCGGCAGAUAUCCGUUCAAAUCAAGGCGGUCUCGCUCAGUGGCCGUGAAGGACAAACCCUGACCAAGCACACACGCACAUGAAGGGAGGGAGGGAGAGGUACCUAAGUAAGUGCCUGUGUGUGUGUGUCCGUGUGUGUGUGUGUGUGUCUGUGAUUGCACCUUGCUUGCGAUAGGAUCACGCAGCACAUUGAGAGCAGAUGAAGACAUUGUGACCAUUGCAUGACUGCUGCGCGACGGACCGACAUCUGAAGCCGCCACCAUUGACACACACAAACACACGCAACACACACGCAGAGCCCAAUCAAUGAAUCAUUCAUGUGAUCUGGUGCUGCCCUCACCUGCAGUGGCGUUUCGCCUGUCGGCCUCCAGCUGGUGCCCAUGCUGCGGAGGCUUCAGGCCUCCUGUGUCGCGCGCAAUCACGUACAAGAUCAGAAUCACACACGGGAAUACACGCAUCAUGCCGAGGUGCAAGUGCUCAUCAACCGCAGCGACAGCGCCUUCUUCUUUUCCCACAUUUGGCA